Adineta ricciae is the source of this 2058-nucleotide messenger RNA. Lineage: Eukaryota; Metazoa; Rotifera; Eurotatoria; Adinetida; Adinetidae. The record is from the annotation of a GenBank genome assembly.
AUGGAUCCGAUUCUUCAAAAUGAUACAAACAGAGUGGAAUCCAUGACAUCACCCGUUGAACUACCAACCCAGCGUUUAAUGGAUUUACAAUCUACGCCGUUUAAUCGUCACGAUGUGUGUGUCCUCUGGUUAGAUCCAAAAAUAGAUUCGACUAAUGAACGCACACAGAAAUUUCUCAAUCAACUUUGUGAUCGCGUAGAAAUACACAAUGACAUCGGAAGGUUUUUGGAAAUAAUUCGUUACCGUCGAGAGACAAGUCUUUUGAUAAUAUCUGGCAAAUUUGCAGCACAAUAUCUCGACUUAAUCCAUUCUUUCUCUGCAAUCGAUGCUGUCAUUAUUUUUUGUGCUUCUCCUGAAAAAUAUCAAGAUUUAACCCAGGGAGCGUACGUUAAAGUCUUAUCUUGCAUUGCAACUGAACCUGAACUCAUCCAAUCGGUCCAUUCUUGGAUCAAUUUAAAGUGUCAAACACAUUUAUAUAUAUGGGAUAACCAGGUGACCGACACUGAGUAUCGGUUAACUCAGCAAAGAGCUAUUUUUCUUGCUAAUUAUAUUCUAAUGUCAACGGUUUAUUUGGAUGCAUAUACAAACUAUAAACAGAAUAUGUUAAAUGUCAGUCGCGCAUAUUAUGGUCAACGGCAAUGCGAAUUAGAACAUAUUUUACAAUUCGAAUUAACUUACACCGAAACAGACGCGAUUAAGUGGUACACUCGUGAUUCAUUUGUCCAUAAAUUAGUGAAUCGUACACUGAGAUCGUUUGAUCAAAAUAAUCUCCAUGCGAUUGCUUUUUAUAUCCGAGAUUUAAUAAAACAAAUAUCACAGAUACAUUCAACGACUGAUACUAAGAACUUUCAGCCAGUCUAUCAUGGAUUGGCGAUGACACAGAAUGAUAUCAAUCGCAUCGAGGUAAUACCAACAGGAUCUUUAUUGUCAUCAAACGGGUUUCUAUCGACAAGCCGAAGUCAAGAUGUUGCUAUAGCUUUUGCAAGUAAAAAACAGAACAGUGUCCGUCAACCGUUGCAUCGAGUUCUAUUCGAAAUCAAUCUGAAUGUCACUAAAUCGCCAGUCGUCUUCGCUGAUAUCAGCCAUUUGAGCACAUUUCCCGAAGAAGGCGAAGUCCUGUUUAGCACGGGAGCAGUUUUCUCUCUUCAAAACAUUACACAAGACGAGCAGACAAAAAUGUAUACAAUCUGUUUGAACAUUGCCACACAAGAUGAGUAUAAUUCGAUUGAGAAAUUUGUCGCAUCAGCGAAAGAGCAACUUAAUGAACGAACUAAUACUUUUGGACAGAAAUCUCUCAUCGGUAAGUUAUUAAACUUUCAAACCCAACCAUCAAGUCCACUGAAAACACACGGCGAUGCUUCAUACAAAUUCUCCAUAUUCGGUUCCUCGUUUAAUCAUAUCUGGUACGGAACUUAUGACAAAUAUAACGAUAUUUUAGAACCCUACAUUCAAAAGAUUGCAAGUCUGGCCAAGAAAUAUAUAUUCGAGAAUACAGAUAAAGUUAAAAAACAUACCGGUAAAAAAGCCAUCAAACACUCAACAUCUUACGAACCAUCAUUAGCAAGAUUCGAACCUGUGCUUUACUUUUCUUUACCUGAUGAGUUGAUACAACAAGAGCAAGAGAAUUUUUCUCGAAUAUUUUCAUUGCAAUAUCGUCGAUUUACAAACACAUGUCUCACCGUAGCACAGGCCAGUGCCCUUCUGGAUGAAUUCUAUUUGAUAUAUUACAUCGCAUCUGACUUACCUGAAUAUAUUAAAGAUUGUCCACGGGUGAAAUUCUACAAAUUCGAUCCGUCUGAAGACAAUCAGAUUUCCAAUCAGAAAGUCAAAUUGUUUGAACGAUUAAUUAGUGAUAUGCUUCAUGAUCUGGGCAUGUUCUAUCCGAAGCAAAUAAAAACGUUUCCCGAUGAUGUACAAUACCAAACUAUAAUACGAAGAUUACACAUGAAGACAGCAAGGUGUUACCAAGCAUUGGCCGACGAGACUGAAAAAAUAAUUCAACGCUACAACCGGGAAGAAGAAGAAGAAAAGAAAAAACGAAUAACAAUCGAUGACUGA